Messenger RNA from Periconia digitata, 1113 nucleotides. NCBI's taxonomy places the organism in Eukaryota, Fungi, Ascomycota, Dothideomycetes, Pleosporales, Periconiaceae. The record is from the annotation of a GenBank genome assembly.
CACUCUUCUAAACUUUUAUACACAAAUUCCACUUCUUCGAGAGAUCUCUCUCUUUUGUAUUCGAGCAGUCUACAAGACACACCCCAAAACUCCACCUCUCCAGUCAUGCCCCAGGAAACCAACAUGUCAAUCCUCGUCAUCGGCAGCACCGGCAAGAUCGGCCGUCGUCUGAUCCCCCGGCUCCUCUCCUCGCCCUCGACACCGACUCUAGUCUUGCCGACGACAAAGGAGCCCUCGACGCUGCUCUCGACCGUUUCCAGCUUGCCAGGCUACGAUGAGUCCCGCGUCCACGUGCCCCAGGGCUCUAUAUCCGACCCGCCGUUCCUCGAUGCAUUGUUGCAGAAGCACAGCGUGACGAGCGUGUUUAUGGCCAUGACUGGGCCCGACGAGCUCUUCACGACGAGUUUAGUGCUGUCUGCGCUGCAGAGAAGCGCGACUGUGAAGCACGUCGUGUAUAUUUCCGCGGCGGGGGAUUAUAGUGUCGAUGCUAUCAAAGCAGGGGGGAUGCAAGGUUCGGAUGCUGCGAAUGUGCUCGUCAAGUUUCUUGUCGAGGCCAAGUUGAAGUAUGGGAUUGCUGCUCGUGAUGAUGGGGAGAGUGCAGACAAGGGGAAGAAGAAGACAGGUUUUAGUUGGACGGUCUUGGGCCCGACGUUGUUCACAGAUAAUGAUGCUAUGGGAAAGCAGUGGUUGAUGGAGCGGGGGGUGUAUUUCCAGGCGUUGGGCGGCGGUGCGGGAAUAAGUUUCGUGGAUGUCGAAGAUAUUGCGCUCGCUGGGGUUAUAGCGCUCGAGGAUGAUGGGAGGAAAUGGGGUGGCAAGAAGAUUAUUAUUGGCGGAAAGAAAGCGUAUACCGGGGAUGAGGUGGCGAAGCUGUGGUCGGAUGCUUUGAGGAAGGAGUUGAGGUUGGCGGAGCGUGAUGAGGUUGAGGCUGAUCUAGCGGGGGUGAUUGGGCCGGGUCAUGCGAGAAUGUUGGCGGAUAUGUUUCAAGAGUUUGGGGAGCGUGGGUUUGCUAUGUCGGAAGAACAAUAUCGUGAGCAGGUCGCCUUCUUGGGUAAGGAACCUGAGGAAUAUGAGCAGUUCGUGCAGUCGACUGCCCAAGCUUGGAAAGCGGAAUGA